UGGCUCCUCCCCAGGCCGCGGCCGGUGAAGGGCGGAGCGGAGGCGCCGCCGCCGCCGCGCACAGCAGCCGAGCCCGGAGCCGAGCGGCGGCGUCCCUUGCAGGGAGCCUGGAAAAAACUUCAGUAGUGCUGUUAACACUGAUGAGAGAUCUUUUAUGCCAAGAUCGUCGGUAUCUGAACAGACCACACCAUGCGUGAGUACAAGCUAGUGGUCCUUGGUUCAGGAGGUGUGGGGAAGUCCGCCUUGACUGUACAGUUCGUUCAGGGAAUUUUUGUUGAAAAAUAUGACCCAACAAUAGAAGAUUCAUACAGAAAGCAAGUGGAAGUAGACUGUCAACAGUGUAUGCUUGAAAUCCUCGAUACAGCAGGGACAGAGCAAUUUACAGCAAUGAGGGAUCUCUAUAUGAAGAAUGGUCAAGGGUUUGCACUAGUAUAUUCAAUAACAGCACAGUCCACGUUUAACGACUUACAGGACCUGCGGGAACAGAUUUUACGGGUUAAGGACACUGAAGAUGUUCCAAUGAUUCUGGUUGGCAAUAAAUGUGACCUGGAGGAAGAACGCGUAGUCGGCAAAGAACAGGGUCAAAACUUAGCGAGACAGUGGUGUAACUGUGCCUUUCUAGAAUCGUCUGCAAAGUCUAAAAUCAAUGUUAAUGAGAUCUUUUAUGACCUGGUCAGACAGAUAAAUAGGAAAACACCAGUGGAAAAGAAGAAGCCUAAAAAGAAAUCAUGUCUGCUGCUUUAGGCUCCCAUCGUGCAGCAGCUCUGAGCCAGAUUGCAGGAAUGAAGAACUGUUGCCUAAAUGGAAAGUGCCAGCAUUCCCGACGUCAAAACCUUAUGGAAAUUAGCAACAUAUCUGAAGAAGCUUCUCCUGUUUUUAUAUACCAUGAGAAGAAUUUAGAUCUUAAAAUGGUUUGCACACAGUCCCUGGAAAAACAAAUUGCUCUGUGUAUAUCUCUUGGAAAUUUAAGACAAUAGUAUUUCUCCUUUGCAAUAGCAGUUAACAGAUGUGAAAAUAAAUAUAAUUGACUCUAGUGUAUGAUUAUACAAAGGAGCAUGGAUGCAUUUCAAAUGUUAGAUAUUGCUACUAUAAUUAAAAUUUCAUAUUGACCCUUUUACCAUAAUUUCUCCCCAUCAAGCACUAAAAAUGUUCCACCAUUAUAUAUUAUAUCUAUAACUAUAGAUAUAUAUUACCUAAAAUUUCCCUUUGAACUCACAGCAGCAAAUAACUUUUUGAGUCGUUGACUUCAUUUUAUAUUUAAAGGUUACAGAAUAUCAUUAUUUUCAUUCUGCCAUUAUAUUCUAAUUAAAAAUGUUUGUGCAUAAUGCUUUGGAAAAAUGGGUCUUUUAUAGGAAAAAACUGGGAUAACUGAUUUCUAUGGCUUUAAAAGCAAAAAUAUAUAAUAUACUAAACCAACUCUAAUAUUGCUUCUUGUGUUUUACUGUCACAGAUUAAAUUACAGCUUUUAUGAAUGAUUAAAUUUUAGUACAUUUUCA
This is a messenger RNA of Anas platyrhynchos (mallard), 1496 nucleotides long. It is a transcript of the gene RAP1A, whose product is annotated as RAP1A, member of RAS oncogene family. Gene Ontology annotation, biological process: Rap protein signal transduction. The record is from RefSeq and is a predicted model, not a curated record. Gene Ontology annotation, cellular component: membrane. Lineage: Eukaryota; Metazoa; Chordata; Aves; Anseriformes; Anatidae. Gene Ontology annotation, molecular function: GTPase activity; GTP binding.